AUGCUACCGUCUUUUGUCAGAGCAGUGCCGAACGGUACGGAGCGAGGCAAUUUUUUGGCUCUCGAUCUUGGCGGCACUAAUUUCCGAGUGCUACUCAUAAAGCUGAAGGAAACUACGGCCGAGAUGACUGGGAAGGUGUAUCGCGUCCCGGACAACAUCAUGAAAGGAUCCGGUGUCGUGGUAAAUCUUUAA
This is a messenger RNA of Gongylonema pulchrum, 192 nucleotides long. The record is from the annotation of a GenBank genome assembly. Lineage: Eukaryota; Metazoa; Nematoda; Chromadorea; Rhabditida; Gongylonematidae.